AUGGGGAACCAGCCGUCUGCGAUUCUCGACAACAUAGCCUCCGGCUCGAACUUCGACCGCGAGGAGGUGGACAGACUGAGAAAGAGGUUUAUGAAGCUUGACAAGGUGGAACACGAUCCGAAUAACCUACAUCCAUGCAUCAGUACGGCUAAUGCCUCGCAGGACAACUCAGGCACCAUCGAGCGCGACGAGUUCCUAGCCCUGCCCCAGAUCUCUUCGAACCCCCUCGCAACACGAAUGAUCGCCAUCUUCGACGAGGAUGGUGGCGGCGAUGUCGACUUUCAGGAGUUCGUCUCUGGACUCUCGGCGUUCAGCAGCAAAGGCAAUAAGGAAGAGAAGCUGCGCUUCGCUUUCCGUGUGUACGACAUCGACCGUGACGGCUUCAUCAGCAACGGCGAGCUCUUUAUUGUGCUCAAGAUGAUGGUUGGCAGCAAUCUGAAGGAUCAGCAAUUACAGCAGAUUGUUGACAAGACCAUCAUGGAAGCUGACCUGGACCGCGAUGGCAAGAUCAGCUUCGAAGAGUUCACAAAGAUGGUUGAGAACACAGACGUUUCUAUGAGCAUGACCCUGGACCAGUUCUAA
Messenger RNA from Boeremia exigua, 582 nucleotides. RefSeq lists its product as uncharacterized. The transcript has 3 exons. Gene Ontology annotation, molecular function: calcium-dependent protein serine/threonine phosphatase regulator activity; calcium ion binding. Lineage: Eukaryota; Fungi; Ascomycota; Dothideomycetes; Pleosporales; Didymellaceae. The coding region runs from base 1 to 582 and encodes 193 amino acids. The record is from RefSeq and is a predicted model, not a curated record.